GGACCACUAUAAAUAGUCAAUCGAGGGCCCAGAGUGACAGCAUUAGUUUCUCAGUCAACAAACCGGCAGCAACAUGUACAAGCUCCUCCUCGUCGUCGCCCUCUUCGGAUGUGCCCUGGCCGCCCCCCUGAACGAUGAUACCAUCACCAAGUUCCUGGCCAACCAGGAUACCGAUGGAACCUACGCCUACGAUGUCCAGCAGGCCAGUGGCCUCCAGUUCCAGGAGGAGGGUCAGUCGGGUCACUAUGCUCGCGGAUCUUACAGCUACAUCUCCCCCGAGGGCGUUCCCGUCCAAGUGAUUUACACCGCCGAUGAGAACGGCUUCCACCCGCAGUCCGACCUUCUGCCCACUCCCCCACCAAUCCCAGAGGCUAUCCUGCGGUCCAUCCAGUUCAUCCAGGAGCACCCCACCCCCGAGGAGCUGGCCGAUCGUCAAGUGCGUGCCCAGCAGAUCUAAAAACAGGAAUACCAGUCAUAGUCUUAAGUUUGCCAAAGUCACAUUAUGUGUUCAUCCAAAUCAUUCGAUUAAAGCCAUUCAGCAUCGGCUGUUAAUUCAACCUA
This is a messenger RNA of Drosophila takahashii, 561 nucleotides long. Its product is annotated as Cuticular protein 65Ea. The record is from RefSeq and is a predicted model, not a curated record. Gene Ontology annotation, cellular component: chitin-based extracellular matrix. NCBI's taxonomy places the organism in Eukaryota, Metazoa, Arthropoda, Insecta, Diptera, Drosophilidae. Gene Ontology annotation, molecular function: structural constituent of chitin-based larval cuticle.